Sorghum bicolor (sorghum) is the source of this 849-nucleotide messenger RNA. Its product is annotated as cortical cell-delineating protein. The coding region runs from base 97 to 492 and encodes 131 amino acids. The record is from RefSeq and is a predicted model, not a curated record. NCBI's taxonomy places the organism in Eukaryota, Viridiplantae, Streptophyta, Magnoliopsida, Poales, Poaceae. The transcript has a single exon.
AGCCAUCCCAAACACACACCUAGCUCGAUCAAAAGAAACACUUAAUCCCUUUGAUUGAAGAGCUAUAGCUACUAGCUAGCUCUCUGAUCGGUAGCAAUGGCAUCCAAGCUUAUUUCCCUGUUCCUGGCCCUGACCAUCCUCUCCACUGUCCUGGCCCUGGUGCAUGGCUGCACGCCGUACUGUCCUACUCCGCCGGUGGUGCCGCCACCAUCGCCGCCUUCUGGCGGUGGCGGCGGGUCGUGCCCGAUGAACGCGCUGAAGCUGGAGGUGUGUGCCAACGUGCUGAACCUACUGAAGCUCAGCAUCCCCCCGAAGAACGACCAGUGCUGUCCGCUGCUGGAAGGCCUGGUGGACCUAGACGCCGCCGUCUGCCUCUGCACCGCCAUCAAGGCCAACAUCCUGGGCAUCAACCUCAACGUGCCCGUCGACCUGACCCUCCUCCUCAACCACUGCGGCAAGAUCUGCCCCGCGGACUUCACCUGCCCCGCUUAAUUUUAUUAAAAUGCAUGAGCAUUAUGAUUUGCUCUAAUUUGAUCGCUCAUACUAUAUAUGUGUGUAUGUCGUCGUUCGUUGUUGCUCUGCAUAAUCUGCAUGCAUGCAUGGGUUAGGUUAUUACACAUAAUCUGCUUGUGCAUGCAUGUGUAGUAUAUGCAUGUCCUUUUCUUUUUAAACCUUUUAAUUUUCUGAUGAGAGUACGUGUGAUCGGUCGUCUAUCGAUCAUAUAUAUAUAUUGUACCCUCGCAAAUUGUACGUUGUUCUCUCUUGUAAUACUACUACAUACAUGCAUAAAAACAUGUGUACGUUUGUAUACUACGUGAAAUAAAAGUUUAAACAAGCUGUGUUAAAUUA